AUGUCUUUGAAUACAACGGUUCUCCUUGCUAAUGCGACUUUUUCAGAAUUUACGCAAGAAACUCUUCCUAACAAGAUCAUUAAGGUAAUGGUGUACUGCAUACUAUUUGUAGUGUCAUUCACUGGUAACCUGCUUAUUGUAUGGGCAACAAGCAGAGACAUUCGACUAAGAAGUACGACCAAUAUUCUGAUUGCCAACAUGGCGGUCAGUGACCUUCUCGUUCCAUUAUUCUCGAUGCCAAGAGAUAUCUCCUAUAUUAUCUUUCAUCCAGAAAUAUGGCUGAUUGACGGUGACUUUGGACUUGCUCUUUGUAAGCUCGCACCUUACCUGCAAUACGUUUCUUUGGGUGUUUCGAUUUACAGCUGUGUGUUUAUCGCUCUCGAUCGCUUCUACGCUGUAGUUCAUCCACUCAGAGGAGGUUUGAGCAAGGACAAACUCAAGUACAUCAUCGUAGGGAUCUGGAUGUUUUCUCUGUCCAUGUUUUCCACGUAUUUCUUCACUGUGACGCUUGUGAAGACAGGAGAUUCGACAAAAUGCAUCAUGCAUUUAGCGCGGAUUGGUGUUACAUCAUCCCUACACUUGAGGAUUUAUUAUUUUGUGAUAUUUGCGCUGAAUGUUGGAAUCCCAUUACCUAUCAUCUCUUUCCUCUACUUACGCAUCGUUCUCAAACUCCGACGAACUACAGUACCAGGACAAGCAGGGAACACUUCAUCUGUGAGGGAGCGUCAAAACAAGAAUGCCCUCAAAAUGUCCGCCGUUAUUGUCAGUCUUUUCUUACUUAGUUUUUUACCUCUUACGGUGGUUACUUUCCUUUCACAUUUUGRAAAACUUGAUAGCUUAUCACCGGUUGCAAGGACCAACAUACUUUUCGCAGUGGCAUUCAUAGCCGUAUCGAGUUGCUGCUACAACUUCUUUAUCUAUUUGGUUUUCACUGAAGUUUAUCGACAGAAUUUUAAAAACUUGUUUUUAAAAUGUACCUGUGUCAUUCCUUUUUCAGGAAGAUUUCGCACCAAUUCUUUUGCUCUUCAGAGUGUGGCACCAGUCGCGGAACAGGGACAAGUCAACGUGAUAGGAAUAGCUGACUUUAAUUAA
This is a messenger RNA of Actinia tenebrosa (Australian red waratah sea anemone), 1092 nucleotides long. RefSeq names its product substance-K receptor-like. The record is from RefSeq and is a predicted model, not a curated record. NCBI's taxonomy places the organism in Eukaryota, Metazoa, Cnidaria, Anthozoa, Actiniaria, Actiniidae. Gene Ontology annotation, cellular component: plasma membrane. Gene Ontology annotation, molecular function: G protein-coupled receptor activity. Gene Ontology annotation, biological process: G protein-coupled receptor signaling pathway.